AUGCAUCCACCAACACCAUCCAAAGCCAGCCAUCGCGCCCUCUUCCUCCCCGAGAUCCUCACCGAGAUAAUCGCCUGGAUUCACGCCGACACGCUCAACACCUGGCCCGCCACGCGCUCUCCCUUACCCCCAGAAAUCACCCCCACCCCCUCCCCAUCCACCGAUGCCUUCACCAACCCCAUAACUAAAGACCGACAACUCAACUUCGAAGACGGCCCGGCCUCGGACUCCAAGACCACCUGGGACGAGGACGCAGACGAGCCCGAAACCACAUGCCACUACACCCGCACCGGCGCCCUGUACCGUUGCGCCCUCGUCAACCGCCCCUGGUCAGCCGUGACCCUCCCCGUGCUCUGGAGCGAAGACCUCGAAUGCUCGUACAGCAGCAACGACCUCCCCGACCGACUGGCGCGGAUCGCCGACCCCGCGCGCCGACAGGUGUACGCUGCGAUGGUGACGCGCGCCCGCCUCGUCACCGUCUCCGAGCCGGUCGCGCAGGGAUACGGCGCCGCUCUGCGCGAGGUCGAGUUCCCCCGGCUGGAGUCUGUCACCUUGGUGUGUCCCGGGGCGGGAGGGGGUGAGUUGUCGUACGUGCCGCCGGUGCGGGGCGGCCGGGUCAGGGUGCUGGAGAUCGAUCCGCGAUUCGAGUCGUGGCCGGAUACGUACUGCGUGCGGCAUGCGGAGUGGGAGGCGUUGUUUGGGGAGAUUCCGACGAUAUUCCCGAAUGUUGAGACGGUGGUGUUCAAGGACCGUGCGAGGGUGUUUCCGGGGGCGCUGGAGCGGUUUGCGGAGAGGUUAUCUGCUUUGAAGCGGUUGGAUCGUCGGCUCGUUAUUGAGAAUGAGGAUAUUUAUAGUCCCGGGUAGAGAUGCAUAGCGGCAUGUGGGUUGUGCUGGGAGUGUGGGGAAGAGGGUGGGCGGAGGUUGGUUUAGGGCUGGUUUUUAAGGUAUGUAUACAAAUGUACUGAGCGGGUUAAGGCUCUGCCAUUCUCCGGUGGUUCAUCAUUUCCGAGGUUCCUUCCCCGUUUUACUCACUUUCCACGCUUUCUGACUUGGGGCCACAAAGCUGGACUUGAUUUACCAACUAGUCCUACCCUUUUAUUGAAAG
Molecule: messenger RNA, 1105 nt
Organism: Aspergillus aculeatus ATCC 16872
Lineage: Eukaryota; Fungi; Ascomycota; Eurotiomycetes; Eurotiales; Aspergillaceae
Exons: 2
Coding region: 1-864 (287 amino acids)
Source: RefSeq, a predicted model, not a curated record